Messenger RNA from Lottia gigantea (owl limpet), 327 nucleotides. RefSeq lists its product as hypothetical. The annotation marks the transcript as partial. The transcript is spliced from 3 exons. Lineage: Eukaryota; Metazoa; Mollusca; Gastropoda; Lottiidae. The record is from RefSeq and is a predicted model, not a curated record.
UCUGUUCACCCAUCAAUAAUUGUGACCAAGAAUAUUGUACAACUAAAACUAACCAGAGAUGUCGGAGAUGUGAAGGAUUGGUAGCAGAUAAAUCGUGGCAGCGAGCUUAUAUUAUAUCGACGGAUAAACGAUUGUGUAAAAAGGCGUGUUCAUGGAGACCAGACAGUAGAUGUUAUCCUGGUACAUGUAGAGAUGAGCUGUUUUCAAAUUGUGAUUGUUCUGAUGGCUUUGCUGGAACUCACUGUAAUAGAAUUACUGCUAUCCCUGAUAUUCUUUACAAUCAAGUAACGCUAACUGCUGAUAAUGGUGAAACUGUUGAUGCUCCUG